UUUCAUAUAAAAGGAGGCAUAUCGCCAAAGUAAAAUCAUAGCAGCGCAAGCCAACAACAAGAAAUAAAUAAUUGUACGAGAACAAAUUUAAACCCGUUUAAAAAUGAUGCCCCAAUCCGCGACAAUUUUUGUAAUUUUGUCAAUUUCCGUCUCCGGCAUUUGUGGGGACAAAGGAGGAAAAUUUUAUAUUGACGAAAAACCACCACGCAACAACGACAAGGCGACCUUAUCAACCAGUGACUGGCUUGUGAAAAGGGUCGCCACGCUGGAAUCCUACUUGAUCAACGAGGUCAACGAUUUAAAGGGCGAGAUGAUCUCUGCGCUAAAGUUGAACUCGAACGUUACCUCGUUGAACAUGCAGGUGGAAAUGGUACGGUGGAAUUUGCAAGAAAUGACGCGAAAUUUUGCGAAGGUCAAGUCAAACGCGGUUCCAGUUGGAUUCGUCUACAUGCAACUCCCAAAUGAGAAGGAACCCUCCGAAGUGUUUAGUGGGAUGACGUGGAAGGAAAUUAAGGAACAAGACAAAAAUUAUGAAGCCGUUGAAUUCAGAUAUAAACCGGAAGCGAUUAGAGCUUGGAGAAGGAUUAAGUAAGAAAGUGAGUAAUUUAAGGAUUUGUGUUCGAAAUAUAAAAUUAUAAUUUUACAAGAAACAGUUUUAUAAAUGUUUUACAAUAAUGUACUUAUAUUCACAAGUAAUUAUGGAAAUUGAGAUUUCAUUCGUAGGAGAAGGAAAUGGAUAAAAAAGCUAAAGAUAAAGAUUGAACUUGUAAUUUUGAAAUUUUUGGCAGCAGGGUUUAUGAUCACGCAGAUGACAGAGAAUGGUUUUUUCGUCAAUGUGGAGCCGUAAAAGUUUUCCAUAUUUAAGUAGAUAUGUAUGUAGGUAUUCUCGCAUGUAUGCAUCGGGAAGAUCACUCGAAUUUUAUGUACAGACAAAAUUGUGCCCUUGUAUAUGUAUGUUUGACGCUCAUAAAGUACAUAAUAUAGACAAUGUUUAAGUCGGUGGUCUAAUAAAAUAUCAGCAAUACAGAAUGAUUAA
Messenger RNA from Folsomia candida, 1036 nucleotides. RefSeq lists its product as uncharacterized. The transcript is spliced from 3 exons. The record is from RefSeq and is a predicted model, not a curated record. The coding region runs from base 104 to 592 and encodes 162 amino acids. Lineage: Eukaryota; Metazoa; Arthropoda; Collembola; Entomobryomorpha; Isotomidae.